UAUGGCUAGAGGAGGUGGUGGAAUUCAAACAAUGGGAAUAAAAAAAAACAUGAGAUCAAAGUCAAAAUCUGCAGAAGGAGAGUCAGAUACAUCCGAAAGCAUCGAGGAACCGUCAAGUGUAAGGAGACUAUUUCCUGAGACUUGGCUUUGCCCCGAUGGCAGGAUGAUUAUCAACGCUGUAGUUCCUGAUACCAUUACUUCUUGGGUUGCAACAGCAUUCGCUAUGAGUGAAACAGAUGGUUUAGGAGUUGCAGAAGAGGGAGCAAAAGUAACAGUUUUCAAAUCCUUCUUUAUUCAAUUGAGUCUUCCAUAUUCUGUUAUCCGUGGUGAAGAAUUUAAACUAAAAGUAUUAGUCUUUAACUAUGAAAGUACGCAAAAGACGGUAAAAAUUCAUUUGAAAAUCCCUCCUAAUACAUUCGUCGCGAGAACUGGUGAAAAGCUUGAGAAGGAAAUAUCAAACGCUUGGGCCUCCAAGACUGUUACUGUUGAACCAAAUUCUUCAAAGAGUGUAAACUUUUGGAUCGAACCUAAAGCUUUGGGAAAUAUACCUUUGCUGGUUAUGGCAAGAGGCCAUCUUGUUGCUGAUGCAAUUGAGAGGAAUUUAUUAGUUGAAGCUGAAGGUUCCCCAGAAGAAUAUUCAAAGUCUACAUUUCUUCGUCUAUCAAAAGACGGUGACAGUUCGACCAGCGCUAAAUUUCAUGUCGCCCUUCCGCCUCCAUCUGUUCUUGUAAACGAUUCUCAAUAUAUAUCAGUUACCGUUAUUGGAGAUAUUAUGGGUAAAUCAAUGAACUCGCUAGAAUCUCUUAUAAGAAUGCCUUAUGGAUGUGGAGAACAGAACAUGAUCAACUUUGUUCCAAACAUUGUGGCUAUGGACUACAUGACUGCUUCUGGUCAGGUAACUGAAUCAAUCAAGAAAAAAGCCAUUAAAUAUAUGACGGCAGGCUAUCAAAGAGAAUUAACCUAUCAGAGAGACGACGGAUCUUUCUCAGCCUUUGGAAACAGAGACAAGAGUGGCUCACUUUGGCUGACAGAUUAUGUUACGAAAUCUUUCAUUGCUGCCUCCAAAUACAUAUUCGUAGAUCAGAAGAUUAUUGCUAAUUCUAUACAAUUUAUCAUGGGGCUUCAAGAUAAAGACGGAAAAUUUGCUGAACCUAAAGAUGGUAGGGUUAUACAUGCUGGAAUGCAAGGUGGUACAUCAAAAGGUAUCACUCUAACCGCCUACACUCUUGCUACAUUGAUUGAAGCUAGUAGAGUAGUUGAUAAAUCCAAAAAUUUGAUCGAGGUAAUAGACACCUCGCUAAAGUAUCUUGACAAUAAUGCGCAGGAAUACUACCAAGAUCCAUAUGCUUUAGCUGUUCUCAGCUAUACUUAUCAACUUGCUGAUCUAUAUCAUAAUUCCUAUAAAUCAACUAAAGCUGAUGACGUUUGGAAUAAUUUACAAAAACUAGCCAAUGAAGAAGAAGGCAUGAAAUGGUGGAAGACCGUCAAAAAGGAGGUAAAAUGCCCCAGAAGUUGGUGCUCUUCAUAUAACACUGCUAAAGCUUCCGAUGUUGAGUUAGCAGCGUAUGCCUUGCUUGUCUACUCUUUGAAAACUCAAUACAAAGAUGAUAUUGAUUCUACUCUUCCAGUUUUACGAUGGAUGCUUUCGCAGACGAAUGAAAAGGGAGCUUUCAAGAGUACUCAAGAUACUGUUGUUGGCUUGUCAGCUUUGGCUAAAUAUUCCAGUGUAGUUUUGGCUGGAAACGAGAAGAAUAUGAAAAUAAAACUCUCUUACGGAGAAAGUUCUCACAACUUCAAUCUGAUAGCUAUGCACAAUGCUACAAUUUUACAACAAACCGUUGUACCUAAAGACACACAAACAAUUUCCGUGGAGGCCACUGGAUAUGGUACUGCUGUUGUCCAAAUGAAUGUUAACUAUAACAUUAAAGACACGGAAGGCGAACCACCCAAACUUCACUCAACUCUUAAACAAAUGCAUUCACCAAAAGGCGUUCAAUUAAAAUCUUGUGUUAAGUUCUCUGCUGAAAAUGGAGAAGAAAGUGGCAUGGUUGUUACCGAGCUGAAUGUUCUUAGCGGUCAUUUUGUGGAUACCUCAGAAUUGUUACAAGAAUAUGGAACAAGAGGCUUGAAACGAGUAGAAAGUGUUGGAAAGAAAGUCAACAUGUAUUGGGAUGGAUUCUCCGAUAGAGAAGAAUGCUUCGAGUUGUUCGUUCAAAGAAAAGAUCCAGUAGUAAAUGUUCAACCUGCUGAAAUUGCUCACUACGUAUACUAUGAUGUCGAAGAAAGAUCAAGUCAUAUGUACUCAUCUGACAGAAAAGGCUUUGUUUUAAAUUUUCAUGAAGCAAGAUUAGCUGCCUGUAAUGACUGUGGCAUUGAAUACGUUUCGAAUCUUAAAGAAUCUAACGAUCAGGGUCAGGAAAUACCUAUUUUCCCAAUUGAAUCUUCUUCCAUUAUCGUUAAUAGAUCUAAGAAACCGAACGCAAUCUCUCAAGAGUUUGUUCAGACGGACUUUAUUGAUUUCAAAAAACGAGUUUUAACUUUUGAUCCCUCAGUUUGGUAUGGAAAGCCAAUGUGGUUGAAUCCAUUGCAGCUAGCUCGAUUUGGAUGGACAAUGGUCAGUCAUAAUUUACUUAAGUGCUCGUUUUGUAGUGCUUAUGCCGGUACGGAUCUACCAUUACCAACAAACAAAGCAGUUUAUGACAAUUGCGUGGAAAGACUGAAAAAAUCGUUACUUUUAAAUCACAAUUCCCUGUGUAGUAUAAGAAGCCGUCCCUGUUCUGAAUCUUAUUUGACAUUGGAUUGGGAAAGUGUUCAAGAAGCACGAGAUUAUUUAUUAGAAAGAGUAACCGCGACACUAGAAGUUGGUUAUAAUCUUCCGAGAGUUAGCGAAGAAAUUUUGAUGAAAUUAGGUCUUAAUGAAGAAAACUUUAAAACAAUGAAGAAGAUCUUUGAGAAAGAUUUACCAAAUAAUUCUGACAUGGAUGUUAUUAAAUGUGCUGUUUCUCUGUCUCUUUGUGGUUGGGUAAUUAGAAAAGUUGCCAAGAACAUUGAAAUUUAUUGUAAUAUGUGCAAUAGACAAGUUGCACUUCGACAAUAUUAUACACUUCAAGAUGAACCUAGACCAAUUGGAGAAAAUGAAGACUCUGUAAUAGGAAGCUCAGAAAUAGCUAGCUUUGAAACUAAACGGUCAGAUGUCGCUGUCCAAACAACUACACUUGAAUUUGAACAUGAAGAAGUUCAAACAGAAGUUGAUAGUAAUGCUUGGAAGAAAAUGCUAGCUAGGAAGAAUUCAUAUGAUUCCGAAGACUCGUCAACUGGCUUAUUUAGCUCAAACUGUCGACCUUUUUCACCCCGACAUGUACCUACAAAAAAUGGUGUCUUUGGAAAUCAAAGUGCUCCCCAAUCCAAUAUUUUCUACUCAUCAACCUCUUAUAAUACCAGCAGAUCAAGUUCAGCAUUGGAAGUACUCCACGAAGUUGCUACUGAAGAAGAGAGCGUUUCGGCUAUGAGAGAAGAGAGCGUUUCAACUGUAAGAGAUGACAGUAACUCAAAUUCUACUGAAGAACAAAGGGAAAAAGAAGAAAAAAAUGAUUCUAAUACUAAAUUUGAUCUUCAUACUAUUCUUGAAGAGAGUCAGGACGAAAAUUGUCAAGAGGAAUCUGAAAACGAAGACUCACCUGUCAGCAAAUUAGAAAAAAAUGUUAAUUUUCAAGCAGUAUUAGAUACUGAAGAAACAGAAGAAUAUCCCACAAUUUGUUUUGAACAAAGUAAGGGUGAUGACGAUAGUGGAAGUGAUGAGUAUGAAGAAUAUGUUGGAGAAUAUGAAUCCCUUUCGAAUGAAGAUGAUAUCGAGGAUAUGACUGAAAAUGAUACAAACUACGAAGUAAUAGCUGUUUCAACUACAAGUGAAAGUGAUAUGGAAAAUGAGAGAAAUAGUGCACUGGAAAGUGGCCAGGACGAAUUGGAUGCCGAUUUCUAUGAAGAUGACGAUUCCAACUCAAGCGAACCGAAUAUCCCUCAGGUUGAUGGCUCAACAGAACUUAACAAAAGAAAGAGAACUUUGAGUAGCGAAUCGAACUUUUCUUUUAAAAGACAAAGAACUCAAAUGACAAACAAAUUACACUUUCAUCCAGCAAAUGAACAUAGAAGAUGGUGUCCCUGGAUUCACUCUCACGUUGCUAAUAGUCAAGAAGGAUAUAAAGGAUUUUUGUUCGCAGUUCUAGAUGAAGUACCUCCUGGAGGCGUUAGAAAAUUUCCAAUGUUUGCUGAGCCAACUGGAGAUAAUGUAAAGAAAGUAAAACGCCUCUUAAAAGAAUGGGCAGCGCCUAUAGAAUAA
Dimorphilus gyrociliatus is the source of this 4336-nucleotide messenger RNA. Lineage: Eukaryota; Metazoa; Annelida; Polychaeta; Dinophilidae. The record is from the annotation of a GenBank genome assembly.